Penicillium maclennaniae is the source of this 288-nucleotide messenger RNA. RefSeq lists its product as uncharacterized. The transcript has 3 exons. NCBI's taxonomy places the organism in Eukaryota, Fungi, Ascomycota, Eurotiomycetes, Eurotiales, Aspergillaceae. The record is from RefSeq and is a predicted model, not a curated record. Bases 1 to 288 code for a protein of 95 amino acids.
AUGGAACGCGCUACAGAUUAUACCUGGAGGGCGUAUAAGGAUCGUACCCUCUCUGAGCUUCUACAAUUUGAUCCUGAAUCCGAUACGGAUAAUAUAGGCGAGUAUGUCGAUGAGUUUGAUGACUGGCAAGAAUCUCAAGCUGCAAUUCCUGACCCGGAUGAGCCAGUUCAUAUUCUAACUCUAUUAACCUUUCAUCCAACCCACGCCGUAUCAGCUGCUGUGAUUGAGUAUAUGCCUUUACUCCCAGAGUAUCCAGAAACUCAUAAUAAAGGGUUUGCCUAUAUCUAA